Molecule: messenger RNA, 1041 nt
Organism: Aspergillus piperis CBS 112811
Lineage: Eukaryota; Fungi; Ascomycota; Eurotiomycetes; Eurotiales; Aspergillaceae
Product: Zn(II)2Cys6 transcription factor domain-containing protein
Exons: 3
Coding region: 107-982 (291 amino acids)
Biological process (GO): regulation of DNA-templated transcription
Molecular function (GO): DNA-binding transcription factor activity, RNA polymerase II-specific; zinc ion binding
Source: RefSeq, a predicted model, not a curated record
GUAUCCUCCGGCCUCGUACCCUCCAGCUUCUUACCCCCCAGCUUCCUACCCACCACCAGAUCACCAAUACCCGUCUGCACCUGGACAGUAUCCGCCUCCGCCGAACAUGGCAGCUAUUCCCCCGCAGUCGCAGGACCCCUACCGCAUGGCACCCCCUCCCGGCUCCUACCGCCCCCCAGACAUGUACAGCGCACCCCCUCCGCCUCAAGUAGUCUAUCAAGCUGCUGCUCCUCGUCAGCGGACUGCCAUCGCGUGUCGCUACUGCCGGAGACGGAAGAUCCGUUGCUCGGGAUUUGAAAGCUCUCAGGAUGGACGCUGCAGCAACUGCAUCCGCUUCAACCAGGAGUGCAUGUUCACGCCAGUCUCAUCCCAGGCGCAAGCCUUUGUCCCUGCCCAUGCCGCCUACCCUCACCUACGGAAUGCCCAGAACCAAGGCCGCGGACCGCCUCCCGGAGGAGUCAUGCUCUAUGGUGCCCAUGGCCAGCCCCUCCCACCACAGCAGCAACCGGAGAGUACACUUCCAUCGGUGUACCCCCCUCAAUACGCAAACGCUCCUCCUCUCCCCAAUGGAGCUCAGGAUCAUAGACCUGUUGGUCGUCGAGGAUCAGGCUCGGGUUUUGAAUACCCUGAUCCCACUAACCUCGCCCCGGUGACACCCGCUACAUCUGCAUCUGGCUAUCAGACGUAUAGUGCGACGAGCCCAUACUAUCCGCCGCCGCCUCAACAUGAGCGACGUACUUCUCCGCAAUCGAAUUAUCCCUAUGAUGGUCGCCAUUCCUCGUCUCCUCACAGCUCCCCGUAUCCUCCUGUGAACCCCAAUCAGACUCCUCCCCCCACUUCCACCCCGGGGGGUUCAACUCGCGGCGGGCUGAAUGUGCGAGACAUGUUGAAUCCUGGAGAAGGUCAGAAUCAGGGCCAAGGCCGCUCUAGCACCGAUAGUGACAUGCUCAAUGCAUUGAACCGUCGGGGCCUAGGCCAAUAGUUCUCUGCGACUAUGCCGACAUGACAUCCAGCCAACGGGUUGGCUAUGAUGGGGAUUAG